This is a messenger RNA of Acanthopagrus latus (yellowfin seabream), 1526 nucleotides long. Its product is annotated as Fc receptor-like protein 3. The record is from RefSeq and is a predicted model, not a curated record. Gene Ontology annotation, biological process: cell surface receptor signaling pathway. The coding region runs from base 144 to 1457 and encodes 437 amino acids. Lineage: Eukaryota; Metazoa; Chordata; Actinopteri; Spariformes; Sparidae. Gene Ontology annotation, molecular function: transmembrane signaling receptor activity. The transcript is spliced from 9 exons.
UCAAAAGUAGUGGCGUGUACUUUGUUCAGCGUUGUGUGCAGAGCUCACACCUCCUCCUACCCCGCUUGUGGUUUAAAGAAGAGGAUGUAAAAUAAACCACAUUUGCUACCAGACGGUCAGUGAAGCUCCACCCUGCAGACGACAUGAAGUCAACGCUGCUGCUCGUCUUGUUGUUGACGGUCUCCAGGACAUCUGCCCACAGUCGUGCCCAUGUGACCGUCAGCCCCUACAUGUCUCAGUUUAGAGAGUACAGGAAGAUUACUGUGAGCUGUGAGCACAGCUCCGGUGAAUGGACAGUGUGGAGAUACACAACCGGUUCAGAUCAAGUUUUCUCCCAGUGUGGUGAUGGCUGGGGCGACCAGCAGCCCUCCGCCUGCCUCAUACUGACCACCAAACAGUCCGACAGCGGCGUGUACUGGUGCGAAUCCAAACACAGAGACUGCAGCAACACCAUCAACAUCACCAUUGGUGGAGCAGUGAUCCUGCAGAGUCCUGUCCACCCUGUGAUGGAGGGAGAUGAUGUCACUCUCACCUGUACAACAAAGACCUCCAUCCUCUCAGCUGGUUUCUAUAAAGAUGACUCCUUCAUCAGGACUGAGCCUACAGGUCACAUGACCAUCCACCAUGUUUCCAGGUCUGAUGAAGGAUUCUACAAGUGUAACAUCAGCAGUGAUGGAGAGUCUCCACCCAGCUGGCUGGGGAUGAAAGAAUACUCUCCCCCAGCCUUGCUCUCAGUGUCACCUGACUCAACACAGCUGCAUGAGUAUGAGAACAUAAUUCUGACCUGUGGUGACAACAGCCACUCUCACGGCUGGAGGGUCAUGAGGGCUGUAAACACCACCACCUCGCGUGGCAAGCUGACCCUUCAAACCUGCGGAACGAAUUGGGGAAGUACCACCAAAGAUGGCUGCGCCCUCCCAACAGUCAAGAAGACUGACAGCGGAGUUUACUGGUGUGAGUCUCCUGGGAGGCAGCGGAGCAACUCUGUCCACUUGACGGUGGUCGAUGAAGGACUGAUCCUGAGGAUUCCUGUCCUCCCUGUGAGGACGGGAGAAAAUGUGACUCUGACCUGCAGAAACAAGACCUCCAACCUCUCAGCUGGUUUCUAUAAAGAUGGCUCCCUCAUCAGGACUGAGCCUACAGGUCACAUGACCAUCCACAAUGUUUCCAGGUCUGAUGAAGGACUCUACAAGUGUAACACCAUCAGGGGUCAUGGAGCAUCUCCAUCCAGCUGGCUGUUUGUUUUAGAUCCUCAGGACACGGCCUCAUCCACCUGGCUGCCUGUGCUGAAAGGGAUCUGCUACUUUCUGAAGAUCACUCCGUACUGCAUCUCCACUUACUUAAUGGUGCCGUUACUUCGUCAGAUGCUCACAGGAAGGAAGCCGGCGGUUUUAAGAGAGGAUGGCGAGGAGGUGGACCAGCCGUAUGAUGACGUCACCACCGAGCAUCAUUUCUGAGACGAACUGAUUCUCUUGUAUUGUUUGUCAAAGUUUAUAUUUUGUAAUAAAAUUAAAUGUUGGGCUUCA